AACAACAGAGCUGAGAAAAUGAGCAGUAGAAGGAAUAGCUCCUGCCCUUCAGCUAAUUCUCGCUAACAACUCUGGGUCUUAUAUGACAGAGCUCCAAAAUAACAGCACAAGGAAGGACAGAGCAGAAAGAAAACAUUUAUAGAAGACAACAACUCUAUUAUAAACAAGCAAACCUUAUCAGCAAUGGCAACAGAGUGUGUACAGUCACAUGAAACCCCAGCAGACAGAUUAGAGAACCCGCUUACAAAUCAGUUAGAUAUUACAAAACUUUCAAAACAACUCCUGAAAAGUUGUGAUGUUAAAGAGAAAGUAAAAGAUAAAACCAAUCAUGGAUCUCCAAAUAACGGACAUGAGCAAAAAAAGCCAAGAAGAAAAGAUACACCAGUGCUACAUAUGCUACCUUUUGUUCCAGGUGUGAAAUUGCUGAAAGAAGAAAAGCGGAUUGUAUUUGUAGAAGAUGAAGAAAAAGACUGAGGAAAGAUAGGGUUCAUCAUGUUUGCUGUCCUUUUGUAGUUCAUAUGUUAGCUGAAUAGCAAAACAAUUGUGAUUUAACAAGAUGAAGCUAUUUGCAUUUGAAACUUUGUAUUUGAACAUAUUUUCUUACAUUGCAAAUUUUGCUACAUAAAAUAAUUCAGUACUUAUGUAAAGUUAAUGAAAAACAGUUUACUCUCCUAAAAUUAAUUGUGUAUAGUUGUAAAUUAUGACUCCAGCCUUUAUUUUUUUUUAUUCAUAUUAUUUAACUUUCUAAAAGCAUGACAUUUCUAUCAUGGCUUGUUGAUCUGACUAAUACAGUAGUAAGAUGCAUCUCCUUUCCAAAUUCAUCUCUUUAAUGCUCCAGUUCAUAAAAGGGACAAGUAAUCACUGAACAAUAACACUGAUACAUCAUAGAUGAAUGCUUGUUAAAGUGAAUAUAAUCCAAAAAGAAUUUUCUCCAUAUUUGUUCACAUAUUCUGUUAGUUACACGGGUUGAAUAUUAUGUUGAUGCACAUGGUUUGUGACUGACAUCACUGCAUGUCUGCUUCUUACUGCAACAAAUAGGAUUGCUGAAUGAAGCUUGGUAGUAGCUGCUGAUGUAGCACUGUCUGUGAGUAAGGUAGACAAACACACACACACACACACACACACACACACACACACACACACACACACACACACACACACACACACAUACACACCUAACUCACCAUGCUGCACACAGAUGGCAUAAAUAAGGUAGUCUGCUGCAUGACUUAAUGGAGAAUUGGCAGUCUGGAAGCAGCAAACUGCAGAGUUGUCCUGAGAAUAAAGGAGAGAGAAAAACAAUGUUCAUUUCACAUGACUUAAAUUGUUCUUGCCAGCUUAUAAGUUUAGAACAUACACCUUACAAUACUGGAAUAACAUGAAAUUAGUCCUGUAGCUUAACAGUGUUUUUACUUUUUGAUCUGAAAACCUGCUAGUAAAUAUUAAUCAGUCUCUCAGCAAAUAUGGUCAGUAACUACUGUUUGGUUGCCUAAGUGAAAGAAAUUAGAGCUUAUGAUUCCAAAAACACAUCACAGAAUAUGAGGAAGGAGACACAAUGAUGAAUUGCAGCUAACAAUGAAACAACUGAUAUGGAUGGAAUGCAAAGAUGCAAGUAAACAAAGAGACACAAAGAGAGAAGGAAAUGAUGGCAGAGAAUUAAAAAAAAAACGGUUGAUUCACUUCACUUUUCCUUGUGAGGGUCAUGGCAGCAGUAGGUCAAGCACUGCAGAGACAACUUGCAUUUCAACAGCCAUAGAUUCCAGUUCAUCCUAAAGGAUCCCCAAAAUUUACCAAACAAGAGAAUUAAUCCCUUCAGUGUGUCCCACGUCAUGUGGGAUGUCUCUCCCUGGAUCAUCUUUAACAGUAGCCUCUUGGGUGGGGGGCAUCCUUAUAGCAUGAUCAAACCAUUUCAUUUGGUUGCCCUUAAUCCAAAAUUA
Protopterus annectens (West African lungfish) is the source of this 1937-nucleotide messenger RNA. It is a transcript of the gene PPP1R17, whose product is annotated as protein phosphatase 1 regulatory subunit 17. The record is from RefSeq and is a predicted model, not a curated record. Lineage: Eukaryota; Metazoa; Chordata; Ceratodontiformes; Protopteridae. The transcript is spliced from 5 exons. Gene Ontology annotation, molecular function: protein phosphatase inhibitor activity. The coding region runs from base 184 to 474 and encodes 96 amino acids. Gene Ontology annotation, biological process: regulation of phosphatase activity.